ACCUCCGCACCGGAAGGGAUAGCCGCGGUGCGUUCGGGCUAGUUGGUACAAAUGAAAUGCCGUGGAACUCCGAUCCUCCUGCGCCGUCUUGACUUUUUUAUGCUAAGCUUUAUUGAAGCUUCUCGUCUCUGCUCUUGCGUGUCCUCGUGAUCCAUGACGGCUUGGGUCAGCCAUGGCUGUCGUGUCGUGGAAGGAGAUUUUGCUCGUGACUGGGCUGGUGGUGGGAUGCUACUGGAACAGUCUGUCGUGCGGCUUCGUGUUUGACGACGUCUCGGCUAUCCUCGACAACAAGGACCUCCGGCCCUCAACCCCUCUGGGCAACCUGUUCCUCAAUGACUUUUGGGGAACGCCGAUGGCCGAGGAGCGGAGCCACAAGUCCUACAGGCCGCUGACGGUGCUCACGUUCCGACUGAACUACGUCUUCAGCGAGCUCAGCGCGGCUUCCUAUCACCUGCUGAACGUCAUGCUGCACGCCGUCGUCUGCGUGCUUUUCCUGCGGGUUUGCCGGCUCUUCCUGGACAGGACCUUCAGCUUGCUGGCGGCGCUGCUGUUCGCCGUGCACCCCGUCCACACCGAGGCCGUCACCGGUGUGGUUGGCAGAGCUGAGCUACUUUCUUCUAUUUUCCUUUUGGCUGCCUUCCUGGCAUACACAAAGUCAACCAGUGCCGACCACGCCAUCGUUUGGCCCCCCAUUGCGCUGACUGUCGUUCUGGUGGCUUCAGCGACGCUGUGCAAGGAGCAGGGAAUCACCGUGGUCGGCAUCUGUUGCGUCUAUGAAGUGUUUGUUGCACAAGGGUUCACCCUGCCCAUGCUGCUGGAUACUUUGCGGCAAAUCCUGCAGGGUAAAGAUGGUUUCCCGUACGCCGUCCUGCAAACUCUGCUGAAGCUCAUUGUCCUUGUCAUCAGCACCCUGCUGCUGGUCAUCAUCAGGGUUCAGGUCAUCCAGUCCCAGCUGCCGGUCUUCACCAGAUUUGAUAACCCGGCAGCAGUCAGUCCCACUCCCACCAGGCAGCUCACCUUCAACUACUUGCUCCCUGUGAACGCAUGGCUCCUGCUAAAUCCCUCCGAGCUGUGCUGCGACUGGACCAUGGGGACCAUUCCGCUGGUGGAGUCCGUUCUAGACCUCCGUAACCUGGUCACCGUCUCGUUUUACACGUUUCUGUGCCUGCUUGCCCACUACAGCCUGCGCUACAGACACAGCUCAGCCAAGACUGUGAUCAUGGCCUUGUCUUUGAUCGUCCUGCCCUUCAUUCCAGCAUCCAACCUCUUCUUUCCUGUGGGUUUUGUUGUUGCAGAGAGGGUGCUAUAUGUUCCCAGUAUGGGAUUCUGUGUUCUUGUAGCACAUGGAUUCAAGAUUGUCUCAAAUAAAGGGCAAUUAAAGAAGCUUUCCAAGGUGAUGAUUGGAGUGCUGUUAACCACACAUGCAGCGAAAACCUUCAACAGGAACUGGGACUGGGAAUCAGAGUAUACGCUGUUUACCUCUGCCCUAAAGGUCAACAAGAACAAUGCCAAGUUAUGGAACAAUGUUGGCCAUGCCUUAGAGAACCAGAACAAUUAUGCAAUGGCUCUACGGUACUUUCUGCAGGCCACUCGCGUCCAGCCAGAUGACAUUGGCGCUCACAUGAACGUUGGAAGAACUUACAAGAACUUGAACAAGUCCAAAGAGGCAGAGGAAGCUUAUCUGGUUGCUAAAUCGCUCAUGCCACAGGUUAUCCCCGGUAAGAAGUACGCGACACGUGUGGCCCCCAAUCACCUCAACGUUUACAUCAACCUGGCAAAUCUGAUCCGGGCCAACGACUCCCGGCUGGAGGAAGCGGAUCAGCUCUACAGACAAGCAAUCAGCAUGAGGCCAGACUUCAAACAAGCCUACAUCAGCAGAGGAGAGCUGUUGCUGAAGAUGAACAAGCCAACAGAAGCCCGUGAUGCCUACCUCCGAGCCUUGGAGCUUGACGCCACCAACGCCGACCUGUGGUACAACCUUGCCAUAGUCAAUAUCGAAAUGAAAGACCCAUCUGAAGCCCUGAAAAAUUUUAACCACGCCCUGGAGCUCAACCCACGCCACAAACUGGCGCUUUUCAAUUCAGCUCUUCUCAUGCAGGAGUCUGGGGAACCGAGGUUCUGGCCUGAAGCCAACCGUCGUUUCCUCACUUACGUGGAAGAGGAGCCAGACGACGCCAACGGCUACUUCAACCUGGGCAUGCUGGCCAUGGACGCUAAUGAGAACGCCGCGGCCGAGCGCUGGAUGCGAAAGGCCAUCGGUCUGCAGGCCGGGUUCCGCAGCGCCCUGUUCAACCUGGCUCUGCUUUACUCUCAGUCGAAACGCGAGGUGGACGCACUGCCCGUGCUGGACGAGCUGCUGCGCCAUCACCCCGAGCACGUAAAGGGCCUGAUCCUGAAAGGCGACAUCCUCAUGAACCACAAGAAGGACACCCGCGGCGCUAAAGCUUGCUUCGAGCGCAUUCUGCACAUGGACCCCACCAACGUCCAAGGCAAACACAACUUGUGCGUGGUCUACUUUGAAGAGCGGGACUUGCCGCGGGCCGAGCGCUGCCUGGAGGAGACGCUGGCACUGGCACCCAACGAGGAGUACGUGCGUCGUCACCUGACCAUCGUGCGCAAUAAAAUGGCUGCAAUGAGCGCGGCAGGGGAGCCGCUUUCAAGAGAGGGAGCCGGCGGGUCGGCCAAGGAGGAGAAGCCGCAGGAAGCGGAGGAAGAGAUUGCUGCGAGUGAGAAGGAAGGGAGGGCGGUUGGUGCUGUUGGAACGGGCGCUGGGGAUGAGAAGAAUGCGCGGAAAUCCUCAGCAGAAGGCCUCAGGGGUGGGGGGGCAGACCAAACAGAACCUUUAGACAGUACCCAGGCUGGCAAACGGACUAAGGGCAAGUCCACUAAAGAAAUUAACGACAUAGAGGAAAAAAGGGCGGCAGCCUUGAAGAGACUGGAGGAGAUAGAGCGCAUAUUGAGCGGUGAUUGAUAGCGGCGCGGCUGGGCGCCGGACCUUUUUCAGAGCUCUGCACUCUCCUUCAAAAUGGGUCUUUUCCAUCAGCUGGGAUUUUACGACUGAUUUUCUUUUUGAUGUUUUCCAAACUGCUCAGUUAAUUAUUAUUUUUUUUUUUGUUUUCUCUUGUCAAAAUCACAGGUCGUAGAAGAAAACGAAACACUCUCCACAUAAAGUUUAACGGAACAGACGAGCGCUCUUAAAUCCGUCGCAGAUGUAGAUGUGAGCUGCAACCCCAAUGUGAAUUUCACACAUGGCUUGUUUCGUUGCUCCCCGUGUGUAGUCAUUGUUUAUCACUGGAUUUGUGUUUUUAUUAAGAUGUGACUCACUUUUCUGUUGUUUAAAAAAAAAAAGAGAGGGAAUGAUUGUAUGGCGGACAAUUAACGGAAGUGACACGCUCCCCAGGCUUGUCCGAGGCCCGGCCGGUGGGAGAGCAGCUCACAGCUCAAAAUAAACCCCGCAGCGAGCAAUAGAUCCCCCCACCACACCUCUACCAGCUACCGCUCCGCCGCAGUAGCUAAUAUCUAUUGAUCUCACUCAGCACUUCCUGCUAUGACAUCAUCUUUUUGUAUUUCCAGCUGCCUUCACCUCUCUCCAGACUGUUAGCCCUGAUCUAUUAGUCCCUUUUUCACUCCUGCGCUGCUGUCCUGUAACAGCUUUGUCACAGGUGGAUGUCUGGGAUGUUUUUUCUUAGCGAACUCUUGCUUCUGCAUGGGCUACACACCCAUUUUUAUACGGCGGUUAACGAUGACGCACCCCGCUCCCUAGCAGCACCAUGUGUUUUCAUUUUCCGAAGCUCCUUCCACCAGGGGGAAUUUUUCUUAGCACAUUUGCAAAACAUGGGUUUCCUACAUCCUCUCUGCACAAUAAGGAUGAUGUAACACCUCACUGCAAAGACAUCGUUUGGAUGUUAAACGUUUUCUAAUGGUUUUGGCAGACUUUAGAUAGAGUUUCUUUAAUGUUUACAAGCCGCAUUUUGGCAACGCCAAUAGGUUGUUUUAUCACGAAGACACUAAAUGAGCCCCAAACUGGCUGUCUGUGAGGAAAAUCAUUUUAAUGAUCAUAUUCAACCAGUUCUUCAAGCAAGGCAACCAAAGACAUUUCUGCACCUUAGUCAUUAAGAGGACUGCCUCAGCGGGAGCACUAAACCCAGGCAGCCAUGUAGCUGCCCCAAGGCCACAUGCUCUUACACUCUUUACGGUACAUUUUGCAGAACUGCAUUUUUGUUCUCGCAAGCUAAUCAAGAUUUUUCGCAGCUUCCGUGAUGUUCUUGCUUUCUCUCAUGACUGAGAUCUGUUGUUUGUGACGUUAAUCGUGGAGGCGGCAGAGAAGAGGACCGAUUCCUGUAAGAAUUAGCGAGGCGGUGCUACACUAAGGCAUUGCCACACGUUUAUCUGUUCCGGCCCUAAACGUAUUCUAGAUUUAUAUUCAGGGUUUCAUAUCCAGUGUUAUUUAUUAGUGUUAUGUUGAGGCAGUGGGCGUGUUUGUGGCCGUUAUUCUUGUUUUCCUUUUUACCGUGACAAGUGUCGGAUCAACGUCGUUUGGUCAAAGCCCGAGUCAGUGUUAAACGCUAACCGAGUCACAGUGCGUCCCAUAAAGAAGGUACGGCUUUGGAGCGUGAAGCAUCCAGUGUGCUCUGUUUUCAGUUUUACCUCAUUUCAUGAGUUUCUGUUGUUUUUCCAUUUUUCACAGUUUAAGGUUUUUAUAAGACCCCUGGUGGUGGAGGUGGUGGGUAUUCAAUAAAGUGGGAUUAAAAAUCA
Molecule: messenger RNA, 4755 nt
Organism: Fundulus heteroclitus (mummichog)
Lineage: Eukaryota; Metazoa; Chordata; Actinopteri; Cyprinodontiformes; Fundulidae
Gene: tmtc3
Product: transmembrane O-mannosyltransferase targeting cadherins 3
Exons: 14
Coding region: 173-2971 (932 amino acids)
Biological process (GO): protein O-linked glycosylation via mannose
Cellular component (GO): endoplasmic reticulum
Molecular function (GO): protein binding; mannosyltransferase activity
Source: RefSeq, a predicted model, not a curated record